Messenger RNA from Drosophila eugracilis, 2589 nucleotides. RefSeq names its product solute carrier organic anion transporter family member 74D (gene Oatp33Ea). The record is from RefSeq and is a predicted model, not a curated record. Gene Ontology annotation, molecular function: protein binding. Lineage: Eukaryota; Metazoa; Arthropoda; Insecta; Diptera; Drosophilidae. Gene Ontology annotation, biological process: transmembrane transport; sodium-independent organic anion transport. Gene Ontology annotation, cellular component: membrane.
AUCGAAGAUGACGGAAGUGAAACGUCGGGGAUCGAAUCCCCCACCCGGGCACUACUUGUGCGGCAUGGCCAACUGGCAUCCGGCCUGGCUGCAGAAGUAUGCCACCACCAAGAUGUUCAUGGGCGUCUACGGACUACUCGGCACAAUUCAGGCCAUGUCCUACAUGUACUUCAUUGUCACCCUCACCACGCUGGAAAAGCGCUUCAAGAUUCCCAGUCAAACGACAGGAAUUAUUCUUAGCGGAAAUGAAAUCUCUCAAAUCCUGCUGUCCCUCAUCCUGUCCUAUAUCGGUGGUCAGCGGAACCGACCUCGUUGGAUAGCCUGGGGCAUUGUCUUCUGUGGUCUGUCUUGCUACAUCCUCGUCCUGCCUCACUUUAUCUACGGAGCUGGUCACGAGGUUCUGCAGUUCACCAAGGAGUACCAGGAGAGCCUCCUAAAUGGCACCUCUAAUGAUGGUCAGACCCUGGUGAAUAUCAGUGUUGUGCAGACGGAGAAACUCUGUGGAACGGGUAAUAAGGAGGACGAGUGCAAUGAUGUCUUUUCCUACGUGCCACUGGUGCUCAUCUUUGUCUCACAGUUUGUGCUGGGCGUGGGCAACACCAUGUACUACUCCCUGGGACAGACCUAUCUCGAUGAUAAUACCAAGAAGACAAACACUCCCCUGAUGCUGGCGGUGGCCAUGGCACUGAGGAUGGUUGGUCCAAUCGUGGGAUUCUUCUUUGGGUUUUUGUCGCUAAACACCUUCAUUGAUCCCACCAAAACUCCUUUGAUCGACAGAAAGGAUCCUCGCUGGCUGGGAGCCUGGUGGCUAGGUUGGGUGAUUCUGGGCACCCUGAUGUGUCUUUUCUCAGGACUCAUCGGUCUGUUCCCCAAACAGCUGCCUAAGGUCAAUGACGGGCCAAGAACCAACUCUCAUUUGCCAUUGGCACUGCGACAGACGAAGGAGGAGCUCAAACGGGAGGAGAAUCUCUCCCUGAGCAGCCGUUUCUCUUCGAACGCAGCUUUGGAUACCAUUGGAGCAGCAGCGGGGGCAAAUGCUGAGCUCCCAAAGCUUAAGGACUUCCCACGCGCUCUCAUGCGAUUGCUACGCAACAAGCUGCUCAUUUUCAACAUCCUCUCGGCGGUCUUCUAUAUCCUAGGAGCUUCCGGCUUUAUGACCUUCCUCACCAAAUACAUGGAGGUGCAGUUCCAUAAGGACCCUCAAAGUGCCACUAUUAUCGUUGGUCCCAUUUCCAUCCUCGGCAUGGUCGUGGGUCUGAUUGGCUCCGGUGUGGUGCUGUCCAAGAAGAAGCCCCAUGUGAGCAAGGUGCUGAUGUGGAACGUGAUUGUUGGUGGAGUUUCUAUUUUGGGACAAAUCUCAUACGCCUUCCUCUACUGCCCGGACACCUUCUCCAUGACCCAUGUGGGACAACUGAACCUGACGAGUUCCUGCAACAUGAACUGCUCUUGUGAGGGCAUCAGUUACACACCCGUCUGCCACGAGCCAACGGACACCACCUUCUUCUCAGCCUGCCAUGCCGGAUGCCGAGGUUACAAUGCCACCUCUAAGUUGUAUGAGGACUGCAGCUGUCUUGCUUAUGACACUCCCCCCAAGAGUGCAGCCCAACGCCUGCUGAAUCUUUUGCAACCCACUCCAGAACCAGAACUGGAUAGCACUACUGACUUUGAUGGCUUUUAUGGAGUGCCCCUCCUAAAUGAUCAGGAUGAGGAUGAUUUCGAGGAGAAGUUGCUAUCGAGAACCAGGAGAUCCACUCCCGAUUCGGUGCUACGGCCGGGAAUUUGUACGAAGAACUGCAACUGGGCCUUUUGGGCCUUUUCAAUCACCUCGAUGAUCGUUAGCUGGUUUGGCUCGUCCGGUCGAGUGGGCAACGUUUUGGUCAACUAUCGAGCUGUGGCCUUCGAGGACAAGUCCUUUGCCCAGGGUCUGGCUUUGAUGAUGAUUAGCUUGCUGGCUCUGAUACCGGGUCCCAUCAUUUUCGGCCGGCUUAUCGACUCCACGUGCCUAGUGUGGACGAAGACCUGCAACGGCAAUGGCAACUGCCAGCUUUACGAUCAGACUCGAUUCCGAUAUUACCUCAACUUUUUGUCUUGUAUUCUCACCUUUAUGGGACUAUUCUUUGACUAUCUAGUUUGGUACUACGGACGGACUCUGGACAUUUAUGGCAUGAAGGAAAUCAAGGAAGAGGAGCGAGCCAACAGAAGGGACCAACCUAUCACACCACUCCUGGCAAAGAAAACAGACCAGGAAUAAUACUAAAAGGCUAUCCCAUCCGUGAUACUCAAUUAUAAGGAGUAGAUUCGUACAAUACACACUACAGAUUCAUUCCUAGGACUAAGUUCCUGUAAAGAUUGUAAAGAGACAAAGAUCGGGCGAAGCCAAUAAUCCAAAGCCAUAUGUACAAACUUUCCAGCUAUAUGAUAGGAUCUUCGGUGUUGGACUUCCACUAUCCAAUGUCGUAUUCCAAUGUACAAUUGUUAAUUAUUUUUAUUACGUCCUAAGUUCAAGUUACUGUACCAAGUCUAGUUUAAUAAAGAAAACUAAAAGAAUUUAUUUGUACGUAUGUAUAUAAAUAAAAUUGUUUGAAAUUA